CAGCUUUGCAGGAGAGAGGGAGGGAAGGAAGGAAGGAGAGAGGGACAGAGAGGGACACACCACUCACCUUGCCUCAUUCCUGGGAAGCAGUUGGAGUGGCUGCAGUUCUGGUGCAAGGAGUGAGUGAGAGAGGGAGCCGGAGCAGGGCACAUGGCGCGGAGUGCACGAUCCAAGCAUUUUUCCGCCUGGAAAAGGUCCUUGCAGCCUUUGCCUCCCCUUGGAAAGAGUUCGGAGGACGCCUGUGACGAUGUUACAGUAUUCCAGGUCCAGCAACAACAACAACAGCCGCAGCAACAGCAGCAGCAACAGACCUCCAACAAGCGCCCCAGCAACAGCACUCCUCCACCCACACAGCUGAAUAAGAUCAAAUAUUCAGGAGGACCCCAGAUUGUAAAGAAGGAGCGACGGCAGAGCUCCUCUCGCUUCAACUUGAGCAAAAACCGGGAGCUUCAAAAGCUCCCUGCCCUUAAAGAUGCGCCUCCUCAUGAACGGGAAGAGCUCUUCAUCCAGAAGUUACGACAAUGCUGCGUCCUCUUUGACUUUGUCUCUGACCCGCUCAGUGACCUGAAGUUCAAAGAGGUGAAACGAGCAGGUCUCAAUGAGAUGGUGGAGUACAUCACACAUAACCGGGAUGUCGUCACAGAGGCCAUUUAUCCUGAAGCUGUUAUCAUGUUUUCAGUGAAUCUCUUUCGGACACUUCCCCCAUCAUCCAAUCCAACAGGAGCAGAGUUUGACCCUGAGGAAGAUGAACCUACGCUAGAAGCUGCUUGGCCACAUCUCCAGCUAGUGUAUGAAUUUUUUCUGCGAUUUCUGGAGUCGCCAGACUUCCAACCAAACAUAGCCAAGAAAUAUAUUGACCAGAAAUUUGUACUGUCACUGCUGGACCUGUUUGACAGUGAAGAUCCCAGAGAGCGAGACUUUCUGAAGACCAUUUUGCAUAGGAUUUAUGGAAAGUUUUUGGGCCUCCGAGCAUAUAUAAGGCGGCAGAUCAACAACAUAUUUUACAGGUUUAUCUAUGAGACAGAGCACCAUAAUGGAAUUGCAGAACUGCUAGAGAUUUUAGGGAGUAUAAUCAAUGGGUUUGCUUUGCCCCUGAAGGAGGAGCAUAAGAUGUUCCUCAUCCGAGUCUUGCUACCACUGCACAAGGUGAAAUCCCUGAGCGUCUACCAUCCACAGCUGGCAUAUUGUGUUGUGCAGUUCCUGGAGAAAGAUAGCAGCUUGACUGAGCCGGUGAUUAUGGGAUUGCUGAAGUUUUGGCCCAAAACGCACAGUCCCAAGGAAGUUAUGUUCCUCAAUGAGCUGGAGGAAAUAUUGGAUGUCAUUGAGCCCUCUGAGUUUGUGAAGGUGAUGGAACCUCUCUUCAGGCAGCUGGCCAAGUGUGUCUCCAGCCCGCACUUCCAGGUGGCAGAGAGGGCAUUGUAUUAUUGGAACAAUGAAUACAUCAUGAGCUUGAUCAGUGACAAUGCAGCCAAAAUUCUCCCCAUCAUGUUCCCAGCACUCUACAAGAAUUCUAAGAGUCAUUGGAACAAGACAAUCCAUGGAUUGAUUUACAAUGCAUUGAAGCUAUUCAUGGAGAUGAAUCAAAAGCUGUUUGAUGACUGCACCCAGCAAUACAAGGCAGAGAAGCAGAAAGGGCGCUUUAGGUUGAAGGAGCGAGAAGAGAUGUGGCACAAGAUUGAAGAGCUUGCCCGCCAAAAUCCUCAGUACCCCAUGUAUUGCGCACCCCCACCUUUGCCUCCUGUUUAUUGCAUGGAGACGGAGACCCCCACUGCAGAGGACAUACAGCUACUGAAGAAAACGAUGGAAACGGAGGCUGUGCAGAUGCUGAAAGACAUGAAGAAGGAGAAGGUUUUGCUGCGUCGGAAAUCGGAGCUUCCUCAAGAUGUCUACACCAUAAAGGCCCUGGAAGCACACAAGAGAGCAGAAGAAUUUCUCACCUCAAGCCAGGAGGCACUCUGACGGGCUAGGGGGCCCUUGGAGGGUACACAGAAAUGCACUUUGUUCUAAUGUAUAACUAGGGAAUGAACAUGGUGAGCUGUGCCUGUCCUCUGCUCCAUUCUCAUUCUUUCAGGUUAGAUUUGAUUUUACAUUGUACCUCAUAUCCCACCACACUGUCACUUCCUCCUGCUUUAUCCUCUUAAAGCUGUUUUUGUGUGCACGUGUGAAGGGAGCCUAGCCAAUCCAUGAGAGUAUCAUUCCACGCAGGGAACAUUUCACCUUCUGCUGUUUUUUAAUCAACUCCAACCCCAGGACCAAAGCACUGAGCGUUCAACUAGUUAAGCAGGCCUACACUACAGUCACUAAAUCACUACAGUCCCCCGCCAGCCCCUAUUUCUCUUCUAUUUCCCCUCUCCCAGCCCCACAAUAAUGUGGUCUGUCUACCAAAAGCGGUGCAUGAAACAGGUUGAGUUGCUCAGAUACAGCCAGUUUUCUAGGAAUGAAGGCAGGCCUGUUCCUUGGCGCCCAGGCUAGAUGAGGGAACAGUUCACUUGGGUUGGGGCCCAGGCUAGAUGAGGGAACAGUGUGUCUCUCUCCCCCCCCCCCCAAACUUGGAAUAAAUGGCUAAUUUGAGAACUCUGAUUAGUUUGGUCAAUAUGAAAUAAGGGUAACAGUGUCCUAUUAGAGAUGUCUUGCUUUUUGUAGUUUCUGGCAUAGGGCUUGUCCUCUUUCCAUGUGUGUAAAGAAGUCCUGAAUGUUGUGAAUGCAAAUGUGAAUACUGGUUCUCCUUGCUGGGGGAGAACCAGCAUGGCUUCUGCAAGGGCAAGUCUUGCCUCACUAACCUUUUGGAGUUCUUUGAGAGUGUCCGCAGGCAGGUGGAUAAAGGUGUUCUGGUCGACGUAGGAUACUUGGACUUGCAAAAAGCUUUUGACAAAGUUUCCCACUAAAGGCUCUUGAGUAAACUUAGCAGUCAUGGGAUAAGGGGACAGGUUCAUGUGUGGAUUGAAGGACAGCAAACAGAGGGUAGGAAUAAAUGGACAGUUUUCACAAUGGAGGGAAGUAAGAAGUGGGGUCCCUCAGAUUUGUACAGGAGAACUUCGUUAAUCACGGGUCCAGCACCCAUAGUUUCGUGUACCUGCGGUAAUGGACACCUGACCUCGGUAUACACUGGAAAAAAACCUGGCAGAGAAAAGGUUAAACCUGCAUAUCCUCAGGUUGGGGGGUGGCUGGAAAUGACCUUGGAGGUCAUUUUCACCCACCAUUUUGAGUUCAGGAGCCAUUUUAUGGCUCAUUUAAACAAAAAACGGCGGUGGGGGGGAUUGGCAAUUUUGUUUUGUUUUAACUCUUGUGGGCAUCGCUGGACUCCCUUGAGGGCAGUGGAGCAUGGUAAGUAAAGUUGUGCCAUCAAGUCAACUCCUGACAACCACAGAGCCAUGUGGUUUUCUUUGAUAGAUUACAGGAGGGGUUUACCAUUGCCAUCUCCCGCUCAGUAUGAGAUGAUGCCUUUCCGCAUCUUCCUAUAUCGCUGCUGCCCGACAUAGUCUGGGAAACAUACCAGCUGGGAUUCAACCAGCAACCUCUUGCUCCCUAGGCAAGUUACUUCCCCACGGUAGGGCACUUUAUUUGGCCUGUUCUGGGGGUGAUUUUUGGAGGUGUGGAAACCCAGUGCCUCAAUUUACAUUGUAUUUAAUGCCCUGUUAAUUGUGGAUUUUCUAACUGUGUGCCCCCCCUCACGAAACGCAACCCCUGCAGAUAAUGGGGUUGUACUAGUCUGGGACCAGUGUGCUUUCAGUUGUUUGUGAAUGGUCUAGAAGUUGAGGUAACCAGUGAAGUGGCCAAAUUUGCAGAUGAUACCAAGCUAUUUAGGGUAGUGAAAUCCAAAACAGAUUGUGAGGAACUCCAAAAAGUUCUCUCCAAACUGGUUGAGUGGGUGACAAAAUGACAAAUGUGGUUCAGUGUAAGCAAGUGUAAAGUGAGGCAUAUUGGAACAAAACCCUCCAACUUCACUAAUACACUGAUGGAGUCUGAGUUGUCAGUGACUAACCAGGAGAGAGAUUUUGCGGCAGCUGUGAAAAAGCAAAUUCCAUGCUAGGGAUCAUUAGGAAGGGGAUUAAAAAUAAAAAUGGUAAUAUUAUGAUGCUCUUAUGAAUAUCUGUGGUGUGGCCACAUUUGGAGUACUGUGUACAGUUCUGGUCACCGUAUCUUAAGAAGGACAUUGUAGAACUGGAAAAGAUGCAGGAGUGGACAACCAAGAUGAUCAGGGUCCUGGAGCACCUUCCUUAUGAGGCAAGGUUGCUGUGUCUGGGGUUUUUUAGUUUGGAAAAGAGGCGACUAUGAGGAGAAAUGUUAGAGGUGUAUAAAAUUAUGCAUGGAGUAGAGAGAGUGGACAGAGAAAUUUUUCUCCCUCUCUCACAACACUAGAACCAGAGGUCAUCCUAUGAACCUGAAGGUCAGGAAAUUUAGGACUGACAAAAGGAAGCACCUUUUCACACCGCGCAUAAUUAAUCUCUGGAAUUCUCUGCCACGGAAUGUGGUGAUGGCCACUAGCUUGGAUGGCUUUAAAAGGGACUUAAACAAAUUCAUGGAGGACAGGUCUAUCAGUGGCUACUAGUCUGGUGGCUAUAGGCCACCUCCAGCCUCAAAGUCACAAUGCCUCUGAAUACCAGUUGCAGGGGAGCAACCGCAGGGAAGAGAGGUCAUGCUCUCACCUCUUGCCUGUGGGCUUCUCAGAGGCUUCUGGUGGUCCACUGUGUGAAAUAGGAUGCUGGACUGGAUAGGCCUUGGGACAACCCAGCAGGGCUGUUCAAGCCCAAGUUCUUAUGUUCAAACGGAAUAAGUCAGGGAAACUUGCAGAAUUUGUUCGAUUUGCACUCUUCUCCUGAAACUGGCGCAAUGGCAGCCACAUGUAAUUCUAGAUCCAUUGCUUUGAGCUCCUUGUUAGCUUUCAUUUUUUCAGCUACACAUUAGCUACACUACUUGAUCUGUGUGCCUAGUACCUGUAUUUCAGCUGCUGUGCAAGGAGCCUCAUUAGCCUAAUUGACCGCCCUCUCAGGCUCCAGAAUCCUCUCUGCUGUCUCAUCUAGAAGUGGUGACUCUUGAGCAGUUUAUUGUACUCAUGGCAACCUUUCUUACAUUCCUUGGCGGCUUCUAAACUUGGGAGAAACUAUCAGGACUGCACAAACUUUGGCCCUCCAGCGGUUGUUGGACUACAAUUCCAUCAAGGAUGAUGGGAUUUUCAGUCCAGAACAGCCGGAAGUUUGAAGUUGUGCAGCCCUGCUCUACCUGAUUGCUUAUUUAAAAAGAGGAACCCUUUUUUCCAUUUCCGCAACAGCUGUAAGUGACGUUUAUUGGGAACAAGGGUGGAGAAGAACAACGAACUACACAAUCCAUUAAACUGGUUGCCAUGUACUAAUUAGGGAACAACCCCCCUUGCUUUAUUGUGGAUCAUGUUUCAAUUUGCUCAGGUUCAUUUCAGCUGUUCAGGCCCCAGCUCUCCUGUCUUCGAAACUCAAGAAAGACAUGCAGACCUAGCAGAAGCCUGGCUUUAGGGUGUGCACAAGUUUAGAGCACUGGACUGAGUUCCUUAUGCUGCUCCUGAUCUAAUAGUAAUCAUUGCUUAAUCGGCUGCCCUUGUUCACAGCCUGAUGACAGAAUUUCAGAAUCAUGGGAGUUCUACAAAAAGGGGAGAGACCCUCAUGGCUUCCUUGCCCACCUUCUUUGUACCCUAGCUUUGUGAAACCCGAUUCCCUCCCCACCCCUUGUUUCCAGCCCUUGAGUACUACCUGUGUUGAUUGAAGGCUGCAAAUCUAAGCACACUUUAAAGGCCUCUGAAACAAGUAGGAUGCCAGGGUAAACAUGAUUAGGAUUAAACUCGAAGCUUAGCUUUCCCCCUCAGCAUAUGUACAUUCCUCCUCUUCCUUGUUCAAAUCUUUGUACACUGUAUUGCUGUGUCUGUUUACCCACCAUACUCCUAUUGCAUUUUUCUCCCCCUGAACUUGACUAUUUUUUGUUUCGCAUUCCCUGGGACCUAACUUCAUAGAUGCACCAGAACAGGGGUUCCCAACGGCAGUCACUCUCAUCAUCCCCAGCCAAAGGUCGCCGUGGCUGGGGCUGAUGGGAGCUCUAUUCCAACAAGGGGACCCAUCACAGAGGAUUGCCGGCCCUCUCUUCACCAGUUCAGCAACCUUUUCCAGCCUUUGGGAAACUAUGCAGUUAACAUCUGCUAGGAUUUGCCAGUUUACAGUGGUGGCUGGGCUGUAGUGUUCUCCUUGACCUGAGAAUUCCUGUUUGGGAAGGAGAACAUUUGCUCACCCUGUGUAGUGCAACUUGGCUGGUGGCUGGCAACUAAAAGCGCCCCUUCUAGGCCAUAAUCCUAGUUCUCCACUGUCUGCUGCCAAAAUAUUUUCAAUACCUGUCUUAGAAGAUGCUCUCUCUAACUGCUUGUUGUGAUGUUAAGGCCUUCAUGUGAGGCCAGCGAAACCUCUUAGCACUCUUAGUAAGCCAAGGCAACAGGUGGAGAAGAGGGACUAUGGGCGGGGGGAGUUCUGCUUGACCUUCAGUGUGUAUUUUCUAGUUCAGUGGUAGAAUUGAAGAGCUACCAGAACUGGACAGCAUGCACAUUCAGCUGCUGGUCUUCAAGUUUGGUUGAGCUGCUGGGGGGAAGAAAUGAACUUAGAGCUUUUCUACUGUGAAGUGCAAUUCAAUCUAUUGAUUGGCUCCCCCAGGCUGGGCUCUGCAGAGGAGAAAUGGAGGAAAACCUCUCCCCUUUCCAUAUGUACGCAACACAGCACUUCUCUGCCUGUUACAGUUUUGCACUGGUGGAGCAGGGCUGUAAUUGAGCAUCAUGUGCUGUAUCGCUUAGAUGUAAAUAUAGCCUCUGUCUAAUCUUUGUUUGGGGUCAGGGAACUUGUGUUUGGUACAACAUUAAAGUUUAGUUUGCUGCCAAUUCAUUCCAGUGUCCUAUAUAUCUAACAAGUGGGGGAAAGCUGUGCAAGAAAUGGGGUGAAUGAGUUAAACCACCUCAAGCCAAAAUGAGCACCUCAAGCCCAGAGCUUCAGGUCACAAUCUACCUUAAUCCAGCUCUACUUCAUUUCCCUUGCGUUUUGUCUCCAUGUCUGCUUGUACCCUCCCCACCUUUUACACGGACAGGGUUGGAGCUGCCUCUUUCACUUCUUACAUAGCCCCUCUCCAGAGGGAAAAGCAAAACUAAGUGAUGCAUUCACUCCUUGGACACAAGUAUUAAGCUGCUUUACAGUUCAUAUGUACAUAUGGUGUACUUUAUUUUCAGUAGAGUAUUACAUAGUAUGACAGUGUUGGAUUUUGUACAGAUGUCCCUGUAUGUACAGAACUAAAUAAAAUGGAUCUCUUGAAAAGAUGA
Hemicordylus capensis (graceful crag lizard) is the source of this 7315-nucleotide messenger RNA. It is a transcript of the gene PPP2R5D, whose product is annotated as protein phosphatase 2 regulatory subunit B'delta. The transcript has 15 exons. NCBI's taxonomy places the organism in Eukaryota, Metazoa, Chordata, Lepidosauria, Squamata, Cordylidae. Bases 151 to 1959 code for a protein of 602 amino acids. Gene Ontology annotation, cellular component: protein phosphatase type 2A complex; nucleus; cytosol. The record is from RefSeq and is a predicted model, not a curated record. Gene Ontology annotation, biological process: signal transduction; protein dephosphorylation. Gene Ontology annotation, molecular function: protein phosphatase activator activity.